Molecule: messenger RNA, 1939 nt
Organism: Sus scrofa (pig)
Lineage: Eukaryota; Metazoa; Chordata; Mammalia; Artiodactyla; Suidae
Gene: LUM
Product: lumican
Molecular function (GO): collagen binding; protein binding
Source: RefSeq, marked validated
AGUGUUGGCAUGCCACACCGCAAGAUCCCCACAAUGACAUAACUCCAUUCAGAGACUGGCGUGACUGGGCUGGGUUUCCCCCCCCCCCCUCAGCUCUUGUAUCACUGAAGAAUCUGGCAGCCAGUUCCGUCCUGACAGAGUUUACAGCAUAUAUUGGUGGAUUCUUGUCCAUAGUGCAUCUGCUUUAAGAAUUAACGAAAGCAGUGUCAAGACAGUAAGGAUUCACAGCAUUUACCAAAAAUGCAUCUAGGCGUGUUUACUCUCCUCUUGGCGACAAUCGGCAGCGCCAGUGGCCACUACUAUGAUGACGACGAUUAUUACUUCCCCCUCUCGAUUUAUGGGCGAUCAUCGCCCAACUGUGCCCCGGAAUGCAAUUGCCCUGAGAGCUACCCAACGGCCAUGUACUGCGAUGAGCUGAAAUUGAAAAGCGUGCCAAUGGUGCCUCCUGGAAUCAAGUACCUUUACCUGAGAAACAACCAGAUCGACCAUAUCGACGACAAGGCCUUUGAAAAUGUGACUGAUCUAGAGUGGCUCAUUCUAGAUCAUAACCUUCUAGAAAACUCCAAAAUAAAAGGAAGAGUUUUCUCUAAACUGAAGCAACUGAAGAAGCUGCAUAUAAAUUACAACAAUCUGACCGAGUCUGUAGGCCCACUCCCCAAAUCCCUGGUGGACCUGCAGCUCACUAAUAACAAAAUCUCGAAGCUCGGCUCCUUUGAUGGACUGGUCAACCUGACUUUUAUCCACCUGCAACACAAUCAGCUGAAAGAGGAUGCCGUUUCAGCGGCUUUUAGAGGUCUUAAGGGGCUCGAAUACCUUGACUUGAGCUUCAAUCAGAUGACCAAACUGCCUUCUGGCCUCCCAGUAUCUCUUCUAACUCUCUACUUAGACAACAAUAAGAUCAGCAACAUCCCAGAUGAGUAUUUCAAGCAUUUCAGUGGCCUGCAGUACCUGCGUUUGUCUCAUAAUGAACUGGCUGAUAGUGGAAUACCUGGAAAUUCUUUUAAUUUAUCAUCUCUGCUGGAGCUGGAUCUCUCCUACAAUAAGCUUAAAAACAUACCGACUGUCAAUGAAAACCUUGAAAACUAUUACCUGGAGGUCAAUGAACUUGAAAAGUUUGAAGUAAAGAGCUUCUGUAAGAUCCUGGGACCAUUAUCCUACUCCAAGAUCAAACAUUUGCGUUUGGAUGGCAAUCGCAUCACCCAAACUAGUCUACCACCUGACAUGUAUGAGUGUCUACGCGUAGCAAAUGAAAUCACCGUUAAUUAAUAUCUACUAAUUCCAACUAUACUGAGGUAUAUCCUAGGUCAGCAUUUUAUGGUUAUGGUUAUUUGUGAGUCCGUUUUUAUAGUAUUCAUUUUUGUUGUUGAUUAUUACUUCCAUGAAUUUUGAAUUCUGAGGGAAAAAUGUUUUGUAAACAUUUUACUACAUGUUUAAAAGAAAAGAUGAAAGGCAGGCCUAUUUCAUCACAAGCACAAAUACACAGACACACACACACACCAAACAAUGCUUUAUUUGUAAAUUUAUUGCUUUCUACAUCUCUACUAUCAAAUGAUGUACAGUUUGUACUGGUUUCAUGGAAGUCAGUCGAGGUUUAUUAAUCCUAAACCUUAACUUAAUGUGCCAAAAAGCAGGGAUUACAUCAUCUGGAUGUUUACAGUCUCAAGGCAAAUUAUCUCAACUGUUCCAAUUGCAAUGUUCAAAUUUGUUUAGCUGAAAAAUAGACGGUAAAUUUUGAGACCAAUCAUUUUACAAAAUACUAGACCAAAUUCAUGAAACCACAUACACUUAAAGUAGUAUUUUUAGUGUUAGGAAUUCUAUACUUACCUAGGGAAACUUUUCUACAGGUAUUUUUCACUCUAAGUCAUAUGUAUGUUUCUUUUUGAUUAUUUGCAUGUUAUGUUUAACAAGCUAAUAGCAAAAUAAAACAUAGCAAAUGGCA